AUCAUUUGUUUCGUAUCGUAUCGUGUUAAGCUCUGCAAAACUCUCUCUCUCUCUCUCUGACUCUGGGUCUCUGAGAUCUCGAAUCUGAACCGGUGAACACCAUGGCUAUGGCAACCUCACCCCACUCACUCCUCCUCCAGAACCCCAACCGUCCCCUCCUAAAAAACACCAUCAGCCCCAUAACCCACCUCAACACUCUCCACCUCCCCGCCAAGCCCAUCUCAAUCAAAUGCUCCGCCACCGCAGCCCAGACCCAGGAUCAGCGCCCACUGACCCACACGCCGACCCAGUCCCAAGAUAGGGUCUUCAACUUCGCCGCCGGGCCCGCCAUCCUGCCGGAGAACGUCCUCCUCAAGGCCCAGUCCGAGCUCUACAACUGGCGCGGAUCCGGCAUGAGCGUCAUGGAGAUGAGCCACCGCGGUAAGGAGUUCCUCUCCAUCAUCCAAAAGGCCGAGGCGGAUCUCCGCACCCUUUUGGAUAUCCCCUCCGAAUACGCUGUCCUCUUCCUCCAAGGCGGAGCCACCACCCAGUUCGCCGCGAUCCCUCUGAACGUGGUUAAACCCGAAGACUCGGUCGAUUACCUGGUUACUGGGUCGUGGGGCGACAAGGCCUUCAAGGAGGCACAGAAGUACUCUAAGCCCAAGGUGAUCUGGUCCGGCAAAUCGGAGAAGUACACGAGAAUCCCGGCCUUCGAGGGGCUGGAGCAGAGUCCGGACGCCAAGUAUUUGCAUAUAUGCGCCAAUGAGACAAUUCACGGGGUCGAGUUCAAGGACUACCCAACUCCGAAGAAUGGUCUUCUCGUCGCGGAUAUGUCUUCGAAUUUCUGUUCCAAGCCCGUGGACGUGUCGAAAUUCGGGAUUAUAUACGCUGGGGCCCAGAAGAACGUGGGUCCAUCUGGGGUCACCAUUGUGAUCAUCAGGAAAGAUCUGAUUGGGAACGCCCAGGAGAUCACACCCAUCAUGCUCGACUACAAGAUCCACGCAGAGAACAACUCGCUCUACAACACUCCUCCUUGUUAUUGUAUCUACAUGUGUGGGUUGGUGUUCGAGGACUUGUUGGAGCAGGGUGGGUUGGUGGAGGUUGAGAAGAAGAACAAGAAGAAGGCUGAGAUUCUGUACAAGGCGAUCGACGAGAGCAAUGGGUUUUACAGGAGCCCGGUGGAGAAGUCGGUGAGGUCGUUGAUGAACGUACCGUUCACGUUGGAGAAGCCGGAGUUGGAGGCUGAUUUUGUGAAGGAGGCGGCUAAGGAGAAGAUGAUUCAGCUCAAGGGGCAUAGGUCGGUUGGAGGCAUGCGUGCCUCUAUAUACAAUGCUAUGCCUCUGGCUGGGGUUGAGAAUUUGGUUGCUUUCAUGAAGGAUUUUCAGGCAAGGCAUGCUUGAUGAUUUUAUAUGCUCAUAAGCUUUUGUUGGCUGAGGCUGAUAAUUAUUAGACGUUGUAGCAAUUUUGUUGUUUCUGGUCUUGGUCUUGUUUGCUAUUUUGUUUGUUGUUGUUGAUUGAAGGUGGGCUAGUAUUUUGAUUGCAUUUCAGGCUAAUGAUCUGGGAUGGUGUUGAUGUUCAUGUCCAGCAACAGAAAUUUUAGUGGGUUAGGUUUUAGAUUAUUAUAAUGUCUUGCAAAUUGGUGAGUUGAGUUAGAAGCUCCUGUUUACAAUGUUACAUGAGUUACUGAAUUGCAAAAUCGUUAUAUGGAUAUCUUGUUUUGAGUUUUGAUGAUUCAAUAAAGAAUAAAGAAACCUUUAGGUGUA
Molecule: messenger RNA, 1742 nt
Organism: Alnus glutinosa
Lineage: Eukaryota; Viridiplantae; Streptophyta; Magnoliopsida; Fagales; Betulaceae
Product: phosphoserine aminotransferase 2, chloroplastic
Exons: 1
Coding region: 102-1379 (425 amino acids)
Biological process (GO): L-serine biosynthetic process
Cellular component (GO): chloroplast stroma; cytoplasm
Molecular function (GO): pyridoxal phosphate binding; O-phospho-L-serine:2-oxoglutarate transaminase activity
Source: RefSeq, a predicted model, not a curated record